Messenger RNA from Juglans microcarpa x Juglans regia, 2132 nucleotides. RefSeq lists its product as uncharacterized. NCBI's taxonomy places the organism in Eukaryota, Viridiplantae, Streptophyta, Magnoliopsida, Fagales, Juglandaceae. The record is from RefSeq and is a predicted model, not a curated record. The transcript is spliced from 18 exons. Bases 111 to 1868 code for a protein of 585 amino acids.
ACGCAUGCAUCUUUGAGCUUCAAAUGAUAAACUGAGAGAGAGUGAGGGGAACUGUGGGAGAGGUGAGAGAAAGAGGAAUUUUCUUUGUUCAGUACUUUUUAGAAAUCGUGAUGUUGCUUCAGCGUCAACCCAUUAAUGGGUUCUCGCAGUACCCCCAAGUGAGUCCAUUGUUUCGAAGACGAGGCAAGACAGCUUUAAGAAACCCGAGUUUGAGAGCACAAUCUAUUCCCUCCAGAACCCAGAGAAUAAUGGAGAGUAUUUCAGUGAGUGGUGAAGUUGGUGGUGCUGGUGGAGCAUACUCAUAUAAUGCCUUGAAGAGAUUGGACCAGCUUUGGUCUAGUAUGUGCUCUGCUCAAACAGUUGUUCAAGAACCCCAGCAAGUGGUUUCUAGAAGUCGCGGUACCUUCAGCCAUUCUGAUGUGGAUGAAAAUGCAGUAGAUACAUUUGAUGUGGUAGUUUGUGGAGGUACUUUGGGAAUAUUCAUUGCAACAGCCUUGAGUUUCAAAGGUCUUCGAGUAGGCAUUGUGGAAAGAAAUAUACUAAAAGGGAGGGAACAAGAAUGGAAUAUCUCGAGGAAAGAGCUCCUUGAGCUUGUUGAAAUUGGAAUUCUCGUAGAGGAUGAUAUUGAAGAAGCAACUGCUGUGAAAUUUAAUCCUAACAGAUGUGGAUUUGAAGGGAAAGGUGAGAUCUGGGUUGAAGACAUUCUUAAUCUUGGUGUCUCGCCCGCAAAGCUUAUAGAGAUUGUGAAGAAACGUUUUAUUUCCCUUGGUGGAGUCAUCUUUGAAGGUUACAGUGUCUCUAACAUUUGCAUAUAUGAGGAUGCAGCAGUCUUGCAACUUGCUGAAGGAAACAUUUUGUCAUCUCGUCUCAUCAUUGAUGCAAUGGGGAACUUUUCCCCUGUGGUAAAACAGAUAAGAUGCCAGAGGAAACCAGAUGGUGUCUGCCUUGUUGUUGGAUCCUGUGCUCGUGGUUUUAAGGAUAACUCUACAAGUGAUGUCAUAUACAGCAGUUCAUCAGUGAAGAAGGUUGGAAACUCAGACGCUCAAUAUUUUUGGGAGGCAUUCCCCGCUGGCUCAGGUCCAAUGGAUCGUACUACUUAUAUGUUCACAUAUGUUGAUCCUCAACCAGGAUCCCCGAAAUUGGAAGAACUAUUAGAAGAAUACUGGGCUCUGUUGCCAAAUUAUCAGGGAGUCUCUCUUGAGGAACUGGAGAUACUGAGAGUUAUAUAUGGGGUGUUCCCUACAUAUCGUGACAGCCCACUGCCAGCAGCUUUUGAUCGUGUUUUACAGUUUGGUGAUGCUAGUGGCAUACAAUCACCUGUGUCAUUUGGUGGUUUUGGAAGCUUGACUAGGCACCUUAAGAGACUGUCGACUGGAAUAUGCGAAGCAAUCAAUGGAGAUUUUCUUGACCCUUACAACUUGUCACUGCUUAAUCCAUAUAUGCCCAACUUAAGUGCUUCAUGGUUGUUCCAAAGAGCAAUGUCGGCGAAGCACCAAUCUAAUGUCCCACCAGGUUUUAUUAAUGAACUCCUUCAUGUCAAUUUUCAGAGUAUGCAGAGGUUAGGUGAUCCAGUUCUAAGACCGUUUCUGCAGGAUGUCGUACAAUUUGUGCCUCUUGCCAAGACAUUAGGCCUAGUCAUGUUAACUAAACCUCAACUUCUCCCAUCAAUAUUCAAGCAGGUUGGUGUCCCUGUGCUUCUUGACUGGUCUGGACAUUUUUUUAUGCUGGGUUGCUACACGUUUCUCUCAACCUUUGCUGACCCUGUCAUAAGGCCAUUGCUCAGCUCACUUCCAUCUAAGAUGAGUUAUGAGUGGAAGCGGCAUCUUGAGGCUUGGAAAUAUGGAGCCGGUUUAGAUUACAAGCUGUAAGGAGUCACUCGAAGAUGACUGAGACAGAGAUAGUAAGAAGGGACAUGCAGCAGCAGACAUGUCUAAUUGGAUAGGAUGGUAGUUUUUGAAGAAUAUGUGAACCGCCAUGGAAUUCCUUGUACUACCAAGCUUGUGCUAAAUAGAUCUUGAAGGGUGGCUAGUCAAUGAAAAUUGAUUAAAGAUAUUGUAGCACUUCCUUCCACCCAAUACUCAUUUUUACAAAUUUUUGUAUUGUUGUCUGAUGACAACUCAAAUGCCCCUUCA